CGCCAAAAUCAUCCCACAGCGUGCAUGGUGCUAGGUCUGGAGCGGUAAUGCGAGUCUGGAUUAGCCUUUCACGCAUGAUGUUAUCCUGCUCAUCAUAUCCGCUCGCUAAGGAGCUUGUUGAGAUAAUAGUCUUAUCCUGGUCGUUCCGCGUCUGUUGACAAUCUUUGAAUCUAGCGACUUUUUUCUACUCUCAGCAUUCACGAACACGAUAAAGCGUUCGGCACUCGUCUCUCACAACUAGAUUGUGACUGAGAUCAUACGGGACUGUACAGAACAUCGCAAUCCGUGCAACCACCGCCACUGCCGCUACCAUGGUUUUCUUCUCGCGCUCCAAGAGUUUGUCAAGAAAGGAUUCCAAAAAAGUCAACGUUACUGCCGAAAGCAAGUCAGAGCCAGUGCCUUCAAUGCCAGGACAGGUGACAGCUGCUCAGCAGCUAAUCGGUCACGCUGUGGCCACCAGCACAACUAGCAAUGCAACUUCUCGAUAUAGCAUACCAUUGCCCAGGCGGGCUAAUGGAGCCACAUACUUCUCCAAGAACAUGAAGGUCAACGAGGUCCCCGUGACUCUCGUGCACAGCGACUUCAAGCCGGCUCACAGUUCUUCCGACUCUGGCUAUGGUUCCGUAGUACCCUCGCGAGCGGCAAGCGAGCGCAACGCCAACAUUGACGACUCUGGAUCCAACGACGGCUCACACGUCUCCACGAACUCUGCUGAGCCCGCCGAUGCCAGUGCUGUCCGGCGAUCGUGGUCAGAAAAGCUGCAAAAUCGCCAAUCCGGAUCAGAUAUUGCCAGCGUAGCUUCAAAUAUACCUCCCAUCUCCAUCCUCGAGGGCUACAAAAUCAACAAGAAAGGCCUCAUUCUCGACGAGGAACGCGAGGUGAUUGGCAAGCUGGUCGAUGGCGACAUCAUGGAUUGCGUGCGCCAGAGGGUCAAUGCAUACGGCGAGGUCGUCGAUGAGUAUGGCACGGUCAUCGGAGCAGUUCGCGCAGUUGACAACAAAGCGGUUGCAGCGCGCGGUCGUCGAGUCUCUCGUUCACCAGAUGGCGCGCCCGUCAUCGCUGCCCCAACGCCUCUGCGCUACUCACAGAUUCAGCUCGAUUCACCUGCAUUGACAGAAUCUGCCGCGGCGGUGAAGGAGAGCGAAGAGCUCGCUUCGGCCGUCAUUGAACCUCACCAGAUCACUGUCCCCGCGUCUAUCGAGCAAAACGAGAUCAUCCUUCCUACCGUGAGCUCCGACAACACCGCUCGUCGCUCGCCUGAUGCGCUUGACCAGCAGGACGCAAACCGUGCCUUCACUCCCACCCAAUACUUUCCCACGCAACGAGAACAAUCAUUCCGUCGAUCAUCACGAUCAGCCAGCGAGCGAAGUCUGUCAGAUCUUUCGAAGCCGUUUGCCCGACCAGCCAUGAACCCUGUUCCCGAAGACAUCGUUGCCGACGAAGACACCAUCAUGCCCUGCAACGGCAGCGCAUUCCAGUACAAAGGCGCCAUCCCUCUCCGCGAUGUCCCAAAACAAGCAUAUUUCCAAAAGUCGUCCACAGCGGCCGGCAAGCGACCUGCAAACCUCGCACGCCACGUCUCAACAGGAUCUAUCCCAGGAACGCCCGUGUCGCGCCCAAGCAUGCCACAGCGACACUCUUCCAGCUCCAUCCGACGCGGUCCUAAUUUCAGCUUAGACUCUACCGUCAGUGAUUACGAUGCAUACACUGCCGAGGCUGCCGAAUCAGAGGAACAGCCCAGAUACACGCCCUACAGCCACUCCCGCGCACCUUCCAUCAUGACAAACUACACCACUUCCUCGGCCAAAACGCGCACCUACUUCACUCACGCCGGCAGAAUCACUGUGUCGGACGACUCACCCGUCCCGACCGUGCCUACAGGAUACGAUGUCGAUGUUGCUGCGAGGGCCGCUGAUGCCAAGCAAAAUGAGGUGGAGAAACAAAAGAAGAAAAAGAAGACAUUCUCCAUCAGCAGCAAAGUCCGUCAGGUGGUCGCUGCGUAUUGAUCGGGGAGAGAACAUUCGUCUCCACUUUGUUCUGGUCUCCAAACUUCUUUUAGGCGGUUUGAUUUGGGAGGCGGCUUGUUUCUUCUAUGCGAUUAGGGGUUCUUGGGAGCAAUGAAACGACAAAGUGCUUGACUUGUAUGAAAAGGUUUUUCAUACGGAAGCACUAUUAUUUCGGGUCUUGGAUUUUGGGAACUGGGAUUGGGUUUCUUUUGUUAUGCACUCACGCUUACGAAACGGCGUUUUCACGGUAGUUGUCGGGGUGGAUACCCUGAGCCAUCUCUCUCUCUCUCUGAAUAGCAUCCGAUCUGUACACAUUCUACGAAUUCACAUCACGAUUCACUUGACUUCAACGCGACUUUGGGGCAUUCCUUAGCAUUCUACCGCGUUUUUGACAUGAAAAAUCAUCACCAUUCUGCGUUCACUCACA
Dissoconium aciculare CBS 342.82 is the source of this 2433-nucleotide messenger RNA. RefSeq lists its product as uncharacterized. Bases 312 to 2006 code for a protein of 564 amino acids. The record is from RefSeq and is a predicted model, not a curated record. NCBI's taxonomy places the organism in Eukaryota, Fungi, Ascomycota, Dothideomycetes, Mycosphaerellales, Dissoconiaceae. The transcript is spliced from 2 exons.